CACUGACUUACAAACCCACCCAAUCCAUGCUCAACACAAAAGCCCAGACCCGCUCAAACUGCGAACUUGGCGCGAACCGAACAACGUUCCUGGAAUGCACGCUGCCAAGAAAUAGCAGGGAUGGCAAAAGCAAAGCAGUCUAUGGUGUCAUUAUAAUCGUCUAUUUACAGUCUCCAGUCAUUGUACAACUAAGCACCGUCCAUGAAUGUACGCCCCGCUCUUACUGCAUCUUGCCCAGCACCCUUGGCUGAGAGAUGUCCGCCAUGUUGAUGAAGAUAUCGUCCGCAGGAUGGCGGUAGAGAGGUGCGCGCAGACGCUUCUGGUCAAGGUGAUGCCCAAUGAAACCGAUGGAUCGGCCAAGGACGAAAAGACCGUUCAGGGUACCAAUCUGUACCAGGGAAGCCUCUUCUGGUGUGAAGGCACCACUGUCUCGAAGGAGAUCGACGAAGCAAACGGCGAUACACCCGUCGACGUUCAGGAUCAGCUAAAAACCCUUCGUCACCUUCUCGACAGCAAGGGCAUAGUCGAGGAGACUGUGGCUAGGGAAGUUCUUGCAAACUACAUGAAAGCAUGAUAAGAAACAGGAAUACCCAUGUCACUUACGCAUUACUUACUGAGCUUGUUAGCCUUUCGGCAGUUGUCGACGAACUCGCGAGGAGUCAAACCGGUAUCACGAGCAUUCGAGAACAUCGAGGCCGCUUCAUCGAGUGCACCACCGAAUCGGCUACCAAUGGUAAGCAGACCAGAAGCGAGCGAUGAGAUGAGGUCCUUGCCAGCACGGGUUGCAACGAUAGUAUUCAUCGCACUUGAAGAAAAG
Molecule: messenger RNA, 817 nt
Organism: Somion occarium
Lineage: Eukaryota; Fungi; Basidiomycota; Agaricomycetes; Polyporales; Cerrenaceae
Source: the annotation of a GenBank genome assembly